Macroventuria anomochaeta is the source of this 1855-nucleotide messenger RNA. Its product is annotated as CoA-transferase family III. The record is from RefSeq and is a predicted model, not a curated record. The transcript has 3 exons. Lineage: Eukaryota; Fungi; Ascomycota; Dothideomycetes; Pleosporales; Didymellaceae. The coding region runs from base 80 to 1855 and encodes 591 amino acids. Gene Ontology annotation, molecular function: catalytic activity.
ACUUAAAGCCGGCGUUGCCUGAUUUCGUGACACCCAUUCGACUGGGCAACUUGAACGACCAUCGAAAGAACAAGACGACAUGGCAACCAACGGGGUAAACGGCUACUUAGGUGGUACCAAUGGCACCAAAGACGUGGAAAAGAGCUUGGAAGACUACUCAAUUCCUCAAGAAACGAAGAGCGUGUUCGAGAACGGCAUCCUCAAUAACCCUCUCAUCGCCUCCACGCUUCCAAAAGGCAUCGCAGAAGCAGCAGCCAAAGUACGCUUCGAAGGAGUUGAUAAGCCUAGCAUCCCCAUCAACUGGCGCUUCGCAGAAAGCAUCUCUGCUCUAAAAGGUCUCGAAGCAGCGAUGAUCAAUGUACUGCUCCAGCGAAAGUACGGUCUUGAACCACAAGAAGCCGUGAUCAACACCGACCAAGCCCAACUGUUUUUCAUGUCCAUUCUCCUCAACACCAUCGACCCCUCUGGCGAAGCCAUAAGCUUCGCCUCGCAGAAUAAGACUGCGUACAACAAGUACUUCAAAAACACCGAUCUACACGCCCAAGCUAGCACCCUCCACCGCGCCUCAGCAACAAACAUUUACCGCUGUGCCGACGGCCGGUAUUUCCACCUGCACGGCAGCAUGAACCCGGAGCCGACGCAGGACUGCCUCGGACUGCCGCAUGACAUGGAUGCGCAGACGCCGGAGGCAAGCUGGGUGCCGUAUGCAGAGAAGGUAGGCGAGAUUGAGAGUAAGGAGAUGCAGAGGCUGGCUAGUGAUGUGUACAAGCAGGCUGGCACUAUUUGUUGGACGAAGGAAGAAUUCAAAGCCAGCGAACACGGAAAAGCGAAUGCGCAUGUUGGGUUGUACGAGAUCCACGCUAUCAAAGAUGGAGAUGAGAAGCAGAAGCCGUGCUGGUGGCCCGACAGCCCACAGACAAGCGCAAAGCGACCACUCGCAGGGCUGAAGAUCGUAGAUCUAACAAGAGUCAUUGCGGCGCCGGCUGUGACGAGGGGGCUGGCGGAGUUGGGGGCCAGCGUGAUGAGGGUUACUGCUGAGCAUGUUACGGAUAUGAGUGCUUUGCAUGCCGACCUAAACUGGGGAAAAUGGAAUUCGCAUCUGGAUUUUCGGAAAGAGGAGGACCGCGAGAAGCUGAGGAAGCUGGUGAGAGAGGCUGAUGUGGUUGUGCAGGGUUAUCGACCCGGUGUGCUGGAUAAGUAUGGGUUUUCGCCCGAGGGACUUCUGGAGUUGACCAAGAAUCGAGAGCAGGGUUUGAUUGUGGUGAGGGAGAAUUGCUAUGGCUGGAAUGGACCUUGGUCGUAUCGAAGUGGAUGGCAGCAGAUCUCUGAUGCGUGCUGUGGCGUCUCCAUGGAGUUUGGACGGGUGAUGGGUAACGAUGAGCCGGUCACUCCGGUCUUCCCGAACUCGGACUUCUGCACUGGCACAUCGGGUGUCAUAGCAGUACUGAACGCGAUUCUGCGGCGUAGUGCCGAAGGUGGAUCGUACAAAGUCGAUGUCGCGCUCAACUACUACUCCCAAUGGCUAGUCAACAGCGUCGGCGUCUAUCCCCAAGGCGUGUGGGAAGAUGUCUGGUCGCGUAACGGAAAACAAGUGUUCCGCCACUACCACAACAUGGGCUACACGUUGCCGCGCUUCAUGCAAAUGUUGAAAGCGAACGCAGGCGAUAUAAUCCUGAGGCCCGAUUUCUUCGAGAAGCGGUAUUCCGGUGCAAUUGGUACAGAUGUGCUGUGCCCAAAGCCAAUCAUCCAGUAUCCGGGCGGGAAAGUAGAGUUGAAGUACAACGUUGGGACGCGAGGGAACGGGGUGGAUCAGCCACGGUGGCCGGAGGAUCUGAUGACUGAGGUUGUUGCGUAG